AAAAAAAAAAGAAGGAAAAAAGAAAGCACAGGGAGACGAGAGAGUAUCUUCUCUCGAUUCAAUUUGGUUAUAUCUACAAUCUCCCUGUCACUCUAUCAGUUCUCCUACCUCCGUUGUUUGAGAGUUCAUUUAUCUUUUUCUCUCUCUCUCUCUCUUCUCAAUCUUGAACAAGGCGAAAGCUGUGAUUUUUCCUUUUGGGAGCUUCCUGGGGCUUUUGUAUGACAAAUUAUGAAUUCAUUACACAAGGGGAGGGAAGGGAGAGAGAGCAGAAGAAGAGGAGAGGAGGGGAAAGGAGAAGACGAGGCUCCUGUUGUUUUGAUUGCUUUAAAAAAGAAGAGGGAUACGAAACAAAGAAGUGGGUGCUUGAGUGACCUUCUUUGGCUAAGGAGUAGAAAAGUGUCUGUGUGGUCAGUGAAUAAUGGGAAGCACUGGUGCUGAUAAAGUUCCAAGGGAUAGUGAAACUGAAGGUUCUGAGACCACAAUUGAAAUAAAAAUAAAAACAUUGGACUCUCAGACUUAUACUUUGAGAGUAGAUAAACAGAUGCCAGUUCCUGCACUAAAAGAACAGAUUGCUUCUGUAACUGGUGUGUUAUCAGAGCAACAACGACUAAUCUGUCGUGGGAAAGUUCUAAAGGAUGACCAACUACUUUCUGCUUACCAUGUCGAGGAUGGUCACACAUUGCACAUGGUGGUCAGGCAGCCAGUUCCACCAUCAUCAGAUGGCUCACCUAAUCAUUCAGCAAUUGAUUCUGCAUCAGGUACAAGCCGUGGUCAUAGUAAUCAUGUAGCCCCAAGUGUUGUGAUAGAAACUUUUAAUGUGCCUGAUCAAGGGGAUGGAGUUCCUCCUGAGAUCAGUCGGAUUGUCUCUGCCGUUCUUGGCUCUUUCGGAUUUGCAAAUAUUGGAAGUGGAAAUAUUGGGGGUGAUGUAAGGGAACAUGGUUCACAAAGACUUGAAAGAACAUCUGGUGCUAGUGGCAUGCUAGAUUCGUCCCAGGGUCAAACAGAACAAGCUAGCAUGAGGGGUCAAUCUGAUAGAGUACAUAGUGCUUUUGGACUUCCAGCAGCAGUUUCCUUGGGGCCUCUGCAACCUCCUGUUAUUCCUGAUUCUUUGGCAACUUUGUCCCAAUAUCUGAGUCAUUUACGAUGUGAAUUUGAUGGCAUUGGUAGAGCUGGGGGAAAUGAUCCUCAGGCAGCAUCCUUGAGUAGGACUGGAGAUAGAGAUUCUAACUCUGCAUCAAAUUCAGGGACUGUACAGGAAGGUCUUCCAACACCUGCAUCUUUGGCAGAAGUGUUACUCGCUACCAGACAACUGCUCAUUGAACAAGCUGGAGAAUGUCUACAACAACUUGCAAGGCAACUGGAGGAUCAAGGAAAUGUGACGGACUCCUCAGCACGGCUGAGUGCUCAGUCCAUUGCAUGGAGAACCGGAGUUCUAUUACAGAACCUAGGCUCACUUUUACUUGAGCUUGGUCGUACAACCAUGACAAUUCGCUUAGGUCAAACACCAUCUGAAGCUGUUGUGAAUGCUGGACCUGCAGUUUUCAUAUCCCCUUCUGGUCCGAAUCCUCUCAUGGUUCAGGCUCUUCCUUUUCAACCAGGAACUAGCUUUGGUGCCAUCCCCAUGGGAACUGUACAGCCUGGAUCUGGUUUGGUAAAUGGACUUGGGACAGGGCUUCUUCCUAGGCGUAUUGAUAUACAAAUAAGAAGAGGUUCAUCGGUGGCAACACCCAAUGUUAAUCGAGAGGAACAUGGUGAUACCGCUCAACAAUCAGGCCAAAGGAACCCAUCGAUGGGUUCUGGCAGUGAGAAUCGUAGCAUUCAAACAAGUUCAAGGGUCUCAGAUACUCCAUCUUUUGCUGGGGAAUCAGGAGUGCGGGUAGUGCCAAUUAGGACCAUGGUUGCAGCUGUUCCUGCUCCCUUUGGUCGCUUACCUUCAGAUUCUUCUGGUAAUUCUGUGGGAUUAUACUACCCAUUCCUUGGAAGAUUCCAGCACAUUGCUUCUGGACAUGUUAGUGGCGAACGGGGAUCUCAAGCAUCUGGUGAGAAUCUCUCCCAUGGUGUUCAAUCUGAGCAGCGCCUUAUUCCUGAAUCUACAGCGCAACAACAAAGUUUGGAAGAGUCUACUAGAGAUGGUUCAUUGCCAAAUCCUAAUUCAAGACAACAGGAGCGAUCCAAUACUCGCAGUGUCAGUAUCAACAUUCUAGCAGCUGGCCGGACUCAAAACAACCAAGACUCAGAGAGACAAAUUCCUAGUAGUGUUCUUCAGUUUCUAAGGGCAAUUUUCCCUGGUGGUGAAAUCAAUGUAGAGGAAGCCAGUGUACAAGGAGCAGCUACAGGUUCUGUCCAAGAGCAAGCAGAGACGUCCAGUGGUGCUCCAGCAGCUGAGCCAAGUAUUACUGAUCAAGGGGUGUUUUUAUCUAAUUUGCUUCAUCAGAUCAUGCCGUACGUAUCUGAGCAAGCAAGUUCACAACAAAGUAUUGUGCCUACAGAGGAAGCAAAUACUUCCACCCAGAGGAAGCAAAUACUUCCACCUAGGCUGAGCGCAAUAGUCCUGGGAGUUCACGUAGACCAAGUGACUCUGAACCAAAUUCAUCGAACUCAAAACGUCAGAAGACAGAGUAGCUUGUCAAGAGAUGGAGGAUUUGACUAGUUUCCCAUGGUUAUGAAAGGAAAUGGCUUUUUGUUGCAGACAGAGUAGCUUAUCAAUAGAGGGAGGAUUUACCUAAGCUUCCCAUGGUUAUGAAAUGAAAUGGCGUCUUGUUGCAAGACAAAGUAGCUUAUCAAGAGAUGGAGGAUUUAACUAAGCUUCCCGUGGUUGUGAAAUUUGUGAUUGCUGAUUUGAGCACUUGUUGGCACGAAAAGCGGCAUGACUUUAAUGUUAAAUGUGGUAUACCAUGUUUCUUUUAUUUCAAAUGUGACAUUUCAUAAUUAGUAUAGGGAAUAAGUUGUCACAGUUUUUGGUCUUUUGACCUGUACGAUAUAGUAAUAUGUUUUGUAUGGGGUUGAACUGGAUUUUUCCUUGUGUAGCCCCAUCCAUCAUCUAGCUUCUCUUGAGCGUCCGUGGCUUUUGAUUCCCGAUUUUAUUUUUGUACAUCCAACUUGCAUCAUGGUUGCAUGGAAGAAUUCUAAAAGGGCAAUCUACUGCAUUGGCGGAUGUUAUGGGAACAUUUUGCUUUAACCAUGUACAUCUUUAGUAACAACGCAAGCCAUGAAGCGAAACUCUUACUCUCAUGCUUGAUUUAAGCUUUGACAUACUGUUAGAGCUGUCUAUUCUGAUGCUAAA
Molecule: messenger RNA, 3283 nt
Organism: Theobroma umbraticum
Lineage: Eukaryota; Viridiplantae; Streptophyta; Magnoliopsida; Malvales; Malvaceae
Product: Ubiquitin-like superfamily protein
Biological process (GO): ERAD pathway
Cellular component (GO): BAT3 complex
Molecular function (GO): misfolded protein binding; polyubiquitin modification-dependent protein binding
Source: RefSeq, a predicted model, not a curated record